UACAAAUCAACCCAAGCCGGCAGCGUUCCGGCUCCCGCGGCUCUAAGGCGCGCGGUGCCACUGCCCGGUGGUCCCUGCCUGGCCCGGCUUGGGCCUCCGCCUCGCUCCCGCCCCAGCCGCGGCUCACCGAGCCCGCGGCCAACUGAGCUGCCAGCGACGCCCGCACAGCCGCGGGGGCCCGGGCGGGGGGCCAUGCCUUGCCGGAGGGAGGAGGAGGAGGAAGCCGGCGAAGAGGCGGAGGGGGAGGAGGACGACGACAGCUUCCUCCUGCUGCAGCAGUCGGUGACUCUGGGCGGCUCGACCGACGUGGACCAGCUCAUCGUCCAGAUCGGCGAGACGCUGCAGCUGGACUCGGCGCACGAUCGCCCGGCCUCGCCGUGUGCCGCCCCGGGUCCCCCACCCCCGCAGGUCCUGGCGGCGCUGCCGGCGGACAAGACCGGGACCCCAGCUAGGAGGCUGCUUCGGCCGACGGGGUCAGCGGAGACCGGGAACCCUGCGCCCCCGGGGGCCGUGCGCUGCGUGCUAGGGGAGCGCGGGCGCGUGCGGGGCCGGUCGGCGCCCUACUGCGUUGCGGAGAUCUCCCCCGGCGCCAGCGCGCUGCCCCAGCAGCCGGGCCUUGACGGACCCCCGGGGACCGGCAAACUAAGCACCCCGCAGCCACUGUCGGGCCCGUGCCGCCGGGGUUGGCUCCGGAACGCAGCCGCGUCCCGCCGCUUGCAACAGCGACGCGGAUCUCAGCCGGAGACCCGCACUGGCGACGACGACGACCCGCACCGGCUCCUGCAGCAGCUCGUGCUCUCGGGAAACCUCAUCAAGGAGGCGGUGCGCAGACUUCAUUCGCGACGGCUACAGUUACACGCAAAGCUCCCCGCACACCCGUUCCUCGGGCCUCUGUCAGCCCCGGUGCAUGAGCCGCCUUCGCCCGGGAGCCCUCGCGCGGCCUGCAGCGACCCUGGCGCUUGCAUGGGGAGGGCGCAGCUCAGAACUGGGGACGACCUUCUUGUCCCUGGCAGCUAACAACCUAGGUGGCCACAGCACCAGCCAGUAGCCGGGACCAAGGGAUUCACCCAGGGCUUCACCCAGCCGGAGCUGGUGGUGGACUCGAGCAUUAUUUGGAAACGGGAAAAUAAGCUAAGGAAGACAGCCGAAAUAUCGCAGAUAUUUUCAUGGGUAACUGAAAUUGAAAGCCCCGAAAUGUUUGAAACCCAGAACUUAGGGUUGUUUAAAACAGAAUCUACAGAGCGCACCGCAGGCUGUCAGCAGGACUCCUUUUUUUGGCGUGAUUCAACCUGGUCACUGCAAUUCCGCGCAGACUCUCCUGGCCAAGCGGGGACCACGUGGCCACGGUGCAUGCUCUCAGGAUCGGCUCAGCCUGCUAUGGAACGAAGGACGAUGAUCCCCGUUACUUGCUGUACUUUUUCAGGGCUGGUUCCUGAUCCACUUUCGGGGAGGGGGAAACAAGAUUGGACUUAAUUUCGGGGAGCGCCCCACCUCCAAAAUGCCACACUUGAACAUUUAACGACAGUUAAAAGACCAUCUCAUCUUUUGCGGUGCUGGUUUCAAUGUAAAACAUGCGGUACAACGAGAGGACCCUCUUGGGGCUGAAUAGAAGUAACCGGUUUUUUGUCUGUUCCCUUUUUCUUUCAACGGGUUGCUGUUAGCAGAGUGUUGAGGGAAAGCUGCACCCCACGAGUGUAAGAUGGAGACAGCAGUGAGCUGUGUUGGGUAAUGGAAGGGUAUGGCGAAGCAAGGAGUGACCCCCUCUUGCCUUCCAAAAGUGUGUUUUUAAAGGAGACCCAUCCCUUUUUGGGUUCAAGGUCACUGUUUCCUGGGUGUGCACCGUGUAGUGGGGCUCCAACACGGAGACAACCGAAUUGCCUUGCUAGGAGGAGAACACACUGUUUUGCAAAUGCAGGAGUCCCCUAAGGACGCUCCCGCCACUUCCCAGAGGGUGUGGGGAUGGCGAGUGCUGAGUGUCUGUGCUUCCCGCCCGAGGCCACGCCCCUGCCCCUCCACCUGGCUUGCAGACAAACUGCCUUGAGACAGUGACCGAGUACCACCUUUCCCCCUUGGUUCUGCUGCCCUACUCAAGCUGGGUGGCGCUGAUGAUGCUAGGGGCCAGGGUAGGGGACUGGGGAGGUUCCACAUAAUGGGCACUCCAGGGACACAGCUUGGGACACAGUCUCACACGGCCUCUUCUAAUGGGCUCUCGGGGCCAUUUGUAAUAACAGCGGCAGUCCCCUGGAUAGACAGAGUUGAUUUCCUCCUGACCCUCCCCCAGCUGUGCCAGUUGGCCUUUGUAAGGGAAGGAACCCUAGUAGAAAAUGUGACCCUCCAAAUGGGAAAGCUGCAGGCUUUUCUGCUAUUGUUACUGUGAAGUGCUUCGAAACACUGUUCACUCUGAGCGACCAUUUCGUUUUAGUUUUCUGGAGUCCAUGGCUUGUUCAGCAUCCAGAUGUGGCUGUUGACAUAUCUACACUUCGCACCGGAGUGACUGGAAUUGUGGCUGUCCUGAUUAUAGGAUUUUAACUGAAAUAACUGUUUUUGAAUAAAUGUGUUGGGUUCCCCUCACACACACACCCACACCCCGGCUUUUAUUUUGUACUUGCCUCCAGUGGGAAAGAUGAACAGAACACAUUUCUCUGAUCUCCAUAAACAU
This is a messenger RNA of Mus caroli (Ryukyu mouse), 2659 nucleotides long. It is a transcript of the gene Frat1, whose product is annotated as FRAT regulator of Wnt signaling pathway 1. Gene Ontology annotation, biological process: positive regulation of canonical Wnt signaling pathway. NCBI's taxonomy places the organism in Eukaryota, Metazoa, Chordata, Mammalia, Rodentia, Muridae. Gene Ontology annotation, cellular component: cytoplasm. The record is from RefSeq and is a predicted model, not a curated record.